UGGCAACGGCCAUUAAUUUCUCUCCUUCCUCCUCCCAUGGUCGUCGUCCCCAACCCCCAUAAAAACCCAACCCAGUCCCUCCUCCCUUCCCAGGUCCUCCCCCACCCCGCGCAUUCUCAACCAAUUUCGCAUUUAGCACAAGGCAGGCAGAGAGAGAAGCCGAGAUGGGCGGCGGCGGAUCCGGCAGCAAGGCGGGGCCUCGGGUGAUGGAGAGCGUAGAGGAUGUGGACCUCUCCGCCGUGCGGUACGAGCGGCCGCCGAUGCAGGCGCCGCACCUCACGGGGUUCCCGCUCAGGGCCUUCGUCUGGUUCAUGGAGUCCCCGCUCUUCGGCCCCCUCGUCACCUCCGUCCUCAAGAAACAGAACAACAUGACGCAGAUGCUGCAGCAGACGGUCAUCCCCGACCGCCCCAUGUACUUCCCCGAGUACCCGCCACAGGAGCCGGAGCAAGGGGUUGUGAUCAUAGCUGAAGACAGGGAUCCUGUGGACAGAGUUGAGGAAGCACUGCAGUGCCUCACUCCGUAUGACCCGUCCGGGCGGUUCACAUCGGCCGAUGAGAGAAAUCCCUUCCUCUACUGGAAGAUUCGCGACUUCGCUUAUGCAUACCGGUCCGGGAUCACAACACCGUCAGCUGUUGCGGAGCAUGUCAUUCUGGGCGUGGAAGAAUGGAACAACAAAACGCCUCCUAUGCCAAUGCUGGUCUAUUUUAACGCGGAGGACUUGAGGAAGCAAGCUGAUGCUUCUACAAAGAGAUUUGAGCAAGGAAAUCCGAUUUCCAUAUUGGAUGGGAUCUUUGUCGCCAUCAAGGAUGACAUUGACUGCUUCCCAUACCCAUCAAAGGGUGCUACCACAUUUUUUGAUCAAAUCCGCAGUGUGGAGAAAGAUGCAGUCUGUGUAGCUCGUCUACGGAGAUGUGGAGUAAUCUUUAUCGGGAAAGCAAAUAUGCACGAGCUAGGCCUUGGGGUAACUGGAAACAAUGCAAACUAUGGGACAGUAAGAAAUCCACAUUCAAUUGAUAGAUAUACUGGUGGUUCUUCAUCCGGCCCAGCUGCAAUUGUCUCAUCAGGGUUAUGCUCAGCAGCGAUUGGAACAGAUGGUGGAGGAUCGGUAAGAAUUCCAUCUUCUCUAUGUGGCAUUGUUGGUUUGAAGACAACAUACGGGCGGACAGAUAUGACUGGGUCACUUUGUGAUGCUGGGACUGUUGAAGUUGGUUCACCUCUUACAGCAUCAGUGGAGGAUGCUAUGCUAGUGUAUUCUGCACUUGCAGGCUGCAGACCCACCGAUAUCCUUACUUUGAGACCUUCGCCACUGUGUGUUCCAAACUUGGUGUCCUCUGACAACAGCAACAUCCUACAAUCAGUGAAAGUGGGAAAAUACACAGAGUGGUUUAAUGAUGUUUCGGAUAUUGAGAUCUCAAAUACAUGUGAUAGCGCACUUAACCUCCUGUGCAGCACCUUUGGAUGUCAGAUAGAAGAGAUAGUAUUACCAGAGCUUGAGGAGAUGCGUACUGCCCAUCUUGUCUCUAUUGGUUCAGAAUCAUUCUGUGACCUGAAUCCUCAUUACCAAGCAGGGAGGCGAGCUGAACUGACGCUAGAUACUCGAACAAGUUUGGCACUUUUUGGGUCAUUCACUUCAACAGAUUAUGUUGCUUCUCAAUGUCUGAGAAGAAGGAUAAUGUACUAUCACAUGGAAGCUUUCAAGAAGGUUGAUGUCAUAGCAACCCCGACAACUGGCAUUACUGCACCAAAAAUACCACCAAGCGCUCUGAAGUUAGGAGAGUCUGAUUAUGUUGUAUCAGCUAACUUGAUGAGAUUCAUUUUAGCCGCAAAUCUUCUUGGUUUGCCUGCCAUUACUGUUCCUGUCGGCCAUGACAAGCAAGGCCUUCCUAUCGGUUUGCAACUGAUAGGCCGUCCAUGGGGUGAGGCUAGCUUACUGAGGGUGGCUUCUGCAGUGGAGGAGCUCUGCCUGAAGAGGAGGAAUCGGCCUUCCACAUUUUAUGACAUCCUCAAGGCCUGAAACAGUCUAGCAGUUAUGCAAUUCCGAAGGUUCUUGGAAAAAAAAGAUAGGCAAUUCUGCUGUGACAGUGAUAUGUGCUGCUAAAUUUCCAUUUGGGAGCUUUUGUACACAUAAUUCCCGUCUUUCUGGUGUUGUAUCAAUAUGUAAGGUUUGUAGUGAGUCAGGACUCAGAUAGACAUGGGUCACAUGGCAAGCCCUCCUCCAGGUUACAGGAAAUCCUUUUUACUAGAGAUAUGUCAGAGAAUAAAUAAGUGAAAUAGUAAUAUCGAAAAAUAAUUUUACGUUGUUAUAGUUGUCCUUGUUUUGCUCU
Messenger RNA from Brachypodium distachyon (stiff brome), 2325 nucleotides. Its product is annotated as fatty acid amide hydrolase. The record is from RefSeq and is a predicted model, not a curated record. The transcript has 19 exons. Gene Ontology annotation, biological process: N-acylethanolamine metabolic process. Gene Ontology annotation, cellular component: membrane. Bases 165 to 2015 code for a protein of 616 amino acids. Gene Ontology annotation, molecular function: N-(long-chain-acyl)ethanolamine deacylase activity. NCBI's taxonomy places the organism in Eukaryota, Viridiplantae, Streptophyta, Magnoliopsida, Poales, Poaceae.